Messenger RNA from Mytilus californianus (California mussel), 1367 nucleotides. RefSeq names its product E3 ubiquitin-protein ligase TRIM71-like. The record is from RefSeq and is a predicted model, not a curated record. The transcript is spliced from 5 exons. NCBI's taxonomy places the organism in Eukaryota, Metazoa, Mollusca, Bivalvia, Mytilida, Mytilidae. The coding region runs from base 29 to 964 and encodes 311 amino acids. Gene Ontology annotation, cellular component: chromatin; nucleoplasm. Gene Ontology annotation, biological process: positive regulation of DNA-templated transcription. Gene Ontology annotation, molecular function: ubiquitin-protein transferase activity; zinc ion binding.
UUUAAAAUCACCUGUGUGAUAAGUGGAUAUGCUUUCCGAUAAAAUGGCUCAGGCGGCGUCCAAAACAUGCGAGAUUUGCAUAAGUGCUUCAGGAUCGCAAUACUGCUUAGAGUGUGAGCAAUACUUUUGUGAAAAUUGUAAAACAUUUCAUAAUAGGCAGAAAAUAUCAAAAACUCACCAGUUUCAGUCUGCAUUAAACAUAAUCCCGGAAGGUAAAUCAAAAUGCAAAGACCACAAUGAAGACGUAAGUUUUGUGUGUAAUACCUGUAAUGUAGCAGUUUGCAGCAGUUGUGUGACAGGAAGUCACAAACGGCACGAUUUCUCAAAGCUUCAUGACAGCAUCUCACGGUUGAAAGCGAAGAAUAAACAAGAACUGCGUAGAAAGGUACAAGAGGCUACCAAAAACAUGAAGAAAAUGGAAGAAGGUUUAAGGGCAUUUGAUAUGAAGGUAGAAAAGGUUGUCAAAGCUAUUACCAAAGAAGGUACAAAUAUAAAGGCUUUGGUUGAUAAAUGUAUCGCACAUUUGAUUGCAUCGGUCAUGGAUCAAUCCAGGACGGAAAAGGACAAAUUGACAACGAUCAUAUCAGAUACUAGAAUAGAUUUGGAAGUGGGAAGCGACUUAGACAAGACGAUAAAUGAACUAGACAAGACGCGAAACGAUGAUAAAUUGUUACAAUCUUUACAGAAGCUUACCGAUGACAUUGCAAAGCUGGCGAUAAAGCCUAUAACCGAGUAUCCCGACGUACACUAUACUGCUAAGUCCACAACUGAUCAUGACAUCAAACAGCUGUUUGGCACAUUCAAUAUAAGGGAUGUACGUACACUACAAACCGGGCACAGAGAGAAAGAAUUACCUAAACCAAAGAGUGAUUACGAAAAGGAUACGAAACGAAAAGAGGAAGGAAAAUACCUGUACAGAUGUAUCGGGUGUGGAAAGGAAGAGAGAUCUGAUUAUGCAAUGUAAGUGUCUUGUACCAAACAGAUAAGUAUACAGUAAAUUGUGUAUGUAAUGUUUUUAUUCAAAUUAGGAAAAUAUAAAAUUUUCAGUAGAUAAAGACGCAAUUCCAUAGAAGUAAAAAUACAACCUAUUCGUAUAUGAGAAUCAUAGAGAUAUUGUCAUUUUUAAUAUAAAACAUACGCCAUAAGUAACAAUCCUUUCGAUUCAGUUAAUGUAAAAUGUCAGCAGAACGAAUGUCUCAUAUCAUAUGCGUAAAAAAAACACCUUUAAAAGGAGAAGGUAAUAUUGAGAUCGUAUUGUUAUUAAAACUUUUUUUUUUCAUACUUUUAAGAUUAUUUCGAAACGUUUCUAUCAAAUGUCUAAUCAAAUACAGGUAAACAUUUAGAUACAUGUAUUCACGUAAAUAAUG